AUGCUCUCUGGUAUCCUCAUUUUCAACCAAAAGGGCGAGAACCUAAUUUUCCGCGCUUUCCGCAGCGACUGCCGCCCGCGCCUCGCCGACAUCUUCCGCAUCCAGGUCAUCUCCAACCCUCAGGUCCGCUCGCCCAUCCUCACCCUAGGCUCCACGACUUUCAGUCAUGUCAAACACGAGAACAUCUACCUGGUCGCCGUGACUAAGAGCAAUGCCAAUGCCGCGCUGGUCUUCGAAUUCCUAUACCGACUGGUUAUGCUGGGAAAGAGCUAUUUUGGGAAGCUCGAUGAGGAGGCCGUGAAGAACAACUUUGUCCUAAUUUACGAAUUGCUCGACGAAAUCCUGGACUUCGGAUACCCUCAAAACACCGAGACGGACACCUUGAAAAUGUACAUCACCACCGAAGGCGUCAAAUCCGCCAUUGCCAAUUCCGCGACCGACUCCAGCCGUAUUACCAUGCAAGCCACUGGCGCUCUCUCCUGGCGCCGUUCCGAUGUCAAAUACCGCAAGAAUGAGGCCUUUGUCGACGUGAUUGAAGACGUCAACCUCCUCAUGUCCGCCACAGGCACCGUCCUUCGCGCCGAUGUCAACGGCCAAAUCGUCAUGCGAGCUUACCUCUCCGGCACCCCAGAGUGCAAAUUCGGCCUUAAUGACCGCUUACUCCUCGAUACCGACGCUGCCGGCUCCUCCACCCCAGGCAACCGCGACGGCACGAUGAAGGCUACCCGCGCGGCCGCGGGCUCUGUCACCCUCGAAGACUGCCAAUUUCACCAGUGCGUCAAGCUGGGCCGCUUCGACGCCGAUCGGAUUAUCUCCUUUGUGCCUCCCGAUGGCGAGUUUGAGCUCAUGCGCUACCGCGCUACCGAAAACGUGAAUUUGCCCUUCAAGGUUCAUCCGAUUGUGCGUGAAGUCGGCACCACCAAAGUGGAAUACAGCGUCGCUAUUAAAGCAAACUACAGCUCGAAAUUAUUCGCGACAAACGUUGUGAUUCGCAUUCCAACACCGCUGAACACCGCCAAGACGACGGAACGGACCAGCCAGGGUCGGGCAAAGUACGAGCCGGAACAUAAUAACAUUGUGUGGAAGAUUGCGCGGUUUUCCGGUGGAAGCGAAUACGUCCUGACAGCAGAAGCGACGUUGACGAGCAUGACACACCAGAAGGCGUGGAGUCGGCCACCGCUCAGUCUAUCAUUCAGUCUUCUCAUGUUCACCAGCAGUGGAUUACUGGUGCGGUACCUGAAGGUAUUUGAGAAGAGCAACUAUAGCAGUGUGAAGUGGGUGCGGUACAUGACUCGCGCGGGCAGUUAUGAAAUUCGGUACGUUUAA
Molecule: messenger RNA, 1326 nt
Organism: Aspergillus niger
Lineage: Eukaryota; Fungi; Ascomycota; Eurotiomycetes; Eurotiales; Aspergillaceae
Exons: 2
Coding region: 1-1326 (441 amino acids)
Biological process (GO): intracellular protein transport; clathrin-dependent endocytosis
Cellular component (GO): cytoplasmic vesicle; AP-2 adaptor complex
Molecular function (GO): clathrin-cargo adaptor activity
Source: RefSeq, a predicted model, not a curated record